AUGUUGGAAAUAUUUAUGUUGUUUCUGUACGGUUGGAUUGCCGGCGUCAUUGCCGUGCCGAUCUGUUACCUUUACGGCCUUGAAAGUUUUACACAAUUUGUGCAUUGUGGAAAUAAAGUCUUGUGGUUUUUGUACGCAUACCUUUCUGGAAAAGACGUUGCCGCCACCCAUUUUAGGCAGACGAGCUACAACGAGAGUGCCAUUAGCAGCACGUCGUUGAGCGCUUUGUACUCGGCGGACUCAAAAACACCACUGCCGGAUACGACAGGCGUCUCGCCUGCGCGACACAUGUCCGUGUGCCGACUCUCUUAUUUAACGGAUCACAAUGUGUUUGGCGCGGCGCAUGACUGCCGGUUGGUGCUGCACGACAAGUACUUGUUUGUAUACGAGGUGCAGAACUCGCACGGGGUUGGCAGCCACGAGCGUGUCAUCACUGGGGAACGGUUGAGGGGUCGUGUGCGAACCGAUCGCAUCGUUGUGCAGCCCUCUUUUCUGCCGGGUGGCAGCCGUCGCGGGGGGAAUGCAGGGGCGGUACACGGACACGUGUUGCACAUCCGUCCCCGCGACGGCGGGCCUUUGUUUGAGGGCGAUGAGGAGAAUAGGGAAGGUUCUCCCUCAGUGACGUACGCGUCUUUUCGUGGUGGCACCGCUUCGAACUCAGGCAUGACGCGAAGUGCCAAAAACAACGUGGGUGACAGCACCGUUUUAAGUGUGAACGGGAUUGUUAAGAGUAGCAGCGGCAGUAGCAACCAAGAAAAGGUCUAUGGAUCCCUUGCAGUGGCGGAGAGUGACGCGGAAUCUCGUCCCGGGAAUAAACACACUAUCGUUGUGAAGUUCUACUACAUGCGGGAGCAGGAGCGGUGGCAGAGCUUACUCGAGGGACAACAGGAGGCCGCGCAGUGGCGGGACUACCUACAGACAAUCACCACACCCGAUUCAUUCAAUCUUGUUCUUACGCGUCUUUUCCGACAGAACAUGCGCACAACGGCACUGACCAAUUUUAUAGGAGCAAAGUUGCAGAAGAAAUUUGAUGAAUUGAGCAUGAAGAAUUUCCCACGUGAGAUUGAGGGGCGGAUCCUCUUGGAUGACUUCCUCAUUGGGGAGGAGGUCCCUAUCUUUAGCAAUUUCUCUUCUCCAAAGAUUGUGGCCGGUGGAGAGAUGAUAUUUGACUUUGAUCUGCUUUACCGCGGCGGGGCGACGUUGUGUUUGUGUCUCAAUCUCACCUACCGCGGUAUUCGCAUCCCGCACGUUGUGUUCUCCGUAAAGAUUAAGUACCUCUCGGCGCGUAUGCGUGUUAGUGUGGGACCACCGCCCAGCAAGAAGUUUUGGCUUGGCAUCCUUUCACCACCGGAUAUUCGCCUGGAGGUGCAUCAAGGCAUGCAGUCCGGCCGGGGAUUUCUGCACCGCAUCCUCAUUUCGCUGCCGGACCUGAGCCCCAUCGCAUCCAACCUCAUCAAACUGUACCUCAUGCAUGACAUGGGCCUUCCUGCCCUGGAUGACUUCCCGCUGCCGAGUAUAGAAAAGACACCGCCGUCGUCACCGAAUGCGUCACAGAAGAAGAAGUGGGAUAUGCGGUUUGAUAGACACAACGCCGUGGCACGUAGCCGGGGUCAAGUCAACCUCAAACAGGAGCCACCGGCAUCGGCAACUUUGGAAGAAGCCACAAUCGACGGCUUUGGGAGCAACACAAAAGAGGAGAGCGAAUUUUUCAGCCCUGCCCGAACCCCAGCGUUGAAAGUAAUAGCAUCCGUGGAUGAGGGUACACACUCUAUGGGCCAUGGCGAUAGCAGCAGUACUGUGAAUGUCAGUGGUAGCGUGCUGGCAACAACGGCCACUCUUCGUGAACUCAGUCAAGGAGUCCUCUUGUCGCCUUCGAACAUUGCUUCAUUACCGCCGAACUCGGAGGACGGGCGGAGGCUGCGGCUAAAAGUUAAGGCGCGUAAUGUGAUGCGGCUGGCUGUGAAACGCGUUCGCGGAAUGCCAGAAUCUCUUACUGGGGGUUCUUUUUGGAAGUGA
Molecule: messenger RNA, 2016 nt
Organism: Trypanosoma cruzi
Lineage: Eukaryota; Euglenozoa; Kinetoplastea; Trypanosomatida; Trypanosomatidae
Exons: 1
Coding region: 1-2016 (671 amino acids)
Cellular component (GO): endoplasmic reticulum
Molecular function (GO): lipid binding
Source: RefSeq, a predicted model, not a curated record